AGGACUUGAAGAUGACGUCACUGCAGGGCCUUGGUUGAAUCCCGGAAGUAUGAUUUGUUUGUUUUUCUGAGCCAGUGGUUUUUCGUGCUGGGCUGAGGAAGUGGAAACAGGACCAUAUAUUCAGGAAUGUGGCUGGACGAAGAUGGCUGCAGUUGAUCUCGUAUUCUGUCAAGGCAACGGUGACAGUGAUCAGACAGACAGGACGGUGCUUAUUGUUGGUCAACUAAGUCAUCUUCACAGCCUGGACUGGAGCGACGUCAGGGACGUACUUCAGCCUCGUGUCGACAAUGAGACCUGGAAAACAGCCCUGAAUUCUUUGAGGCCAGAUCCGACAGACAAAUGUCCCCUUUGGUUAAACUGUGUGACAGUGGCUGCCCUUCCUUCAAAAGUCAGCCGACACAACACACCCUCUUCUGCCCAUGCGCUCACACGGUUGGUCCAAACAUGCUUCCCUGGAAAACGGAAUGGACACAUUGUGGUUGUGUGUGAGAAGAGAUCUGUUUUUGCCUCGGCAUGUGCAAUUGCCAGAGCCUUCCCUCUCUUCUUCCGGCUUUCUGGUUACAACCCGCUGGACAGAGGUUAUAGGAUCACCGCUGAGUUUGUUUGUGUGGAACCUAACAAGGAACCGCUCAGUACAGCUACGCUAAUGUGCUUAUCCAGGGUUGCAGAGAGUAUCAGAUUGGCAGCCCGCAUUGUUGAUUCCCCUUGCAGUGAGAUGGAUACAGAACAGUUUCUUGAGGAGGUCAGAGCAGUCGGUUCAGAGCUGAGAAUCACUCCAAUCAUCUUUCAGGGAGAGGAACUUCGCAAGAGAGGAUUUGGAGGUAUCUACGGAGUGGGCUGUGCAGCGGAAACCCCCCCUGCCCUGGCAGUUCUCAGUCACACUCCACCCAGCGCCACACAAACCAUUGCCUGGGUUGGGAAGGGCGUUGUGUAUGACACGGGUGGCCUGUUGAUCAAGGGGAAAACCGUGAUGCCCGGGAUGAAGAGGGACUGUGCUGGAGCUGCAGCUGUGCUCGGAGCUUUCAGAGCGGCUGUCCAACAGGGUUUCAAAGAAAAUCUUCAUGCCAUUUUUUGCCUGGCUGAAAAUUCAGUUGGUCCCAAAGCAACUAGACCAGACGACAUUCUUCGGUUGUAUUCAAGAAAGACUGUAGAGGUCCGUAACACAGAUGCAGAGGGACGUCUCCUCCUGGCUGAUGGGGUGGUAUACGCCAGCAGAAACCUGAAAGCUGAUAUCAUUUUGGACAUGGCCACUCUCACAGGUGCUCAGGGUGUGGCGACGGGCAGGUACCACGCCGGACUGCUGACCAAUCACGAGGAGUGGGAGCGGGCGUGCGUGUCUGCUGGCCGGAGCAGCGGAGACCUGGUUCAGCCUCUGGUCUUCUCCCCUGAGCUGCACUUCAGUGAGUUCUCAUCUGCUAUGGCCGACAUGAAGAAUUUUGAUCGCAGUAACGCCCCGUGUUCCUGCGGGGGCCUGUUCGUCGGGGCCCAGCUCGGGUUUGACUGGUCGGGGGUGUGGAUUCACGUGGACAUGGUCUUCCCAGCUUACAGUGGGGAGCGAGCUACAGGGUAUGGGGUGGCCCUGCUGCUGGCGCUCUUUGGACGGGCGACUGACGACCCCUUGCUGCAGCUGGUGUCCCCCCUGGGUCCAGACAUGGAAGGGUCCUUGGAAGAGAGCCACUCUCCAAGUAACAGCCCAAAGCGCAGGAAACUCAUCUAGCCACUGUGCUGCAUGACAACACCCACCAUCGCCCUCAAUAGAAAUCCAGUACACUGAGCCUAUUACACACCAACGAUGGGGACUUCCUUCAAAAUGUGCCUGUCACAAAGGAGGGCUGCUAUGGUAUGCCCAGAUACCUCAAUGUAUGUGUUAACAGUGCUUUUAUUAAAUAUGUAUUAAAUUGUUUAUUUUUGCCUCA
Molecule: messenger RNA, 1916 nt
Organism: Conger conger (European conger)
Lineage: Eukaryota; Metazoa; Chordata; Actinopteri; Anguilliformes; Congridae
Product: probable aminopeptidase NPEPL1
Exons: 12
Coding region: 143-1717 (524 amino acids)
Biological process (GO): proteolysis
Cellular component (GO): cytoplasm
Molecular function (GO): metalloaminopeptidase activity; manganese ion binding
Source: RefSeq, a predicted model, not a curated record